GGAGUGUGUGUGUGUGUAUGUGUAUGUCACAAAUGUACUUUUUACAUUAUUUUUCAACAGCAUACCGUGUUAAUCAAAUUCAAUUCAAAGUUUUGUAGCAUCCUAGCACUCUUGUCAAUGCCAAUCCCUCAUUGGCUUUGUUUAUACAUGUGACAGGUGUCAAUCACCAUACAGGAUGAGAAUGACAACAGUCCAGAGUUUGAUAUCACAUCUGAUUCAUUGGUGGAGAUUCCAGAGAACACACCCAUCGGGAAGAGAGUGGCUAUGGUGCUGGGGCGCGACAAAGAUGCCGGGAAUAAUGGACUGGUGAAGUUCAGUCUGGUGGCAGGGAACAUGCAGGAUGUGUUUGAGAUCCGGACAGUGAACCACACCUAUGGAGAGAUCUACGUCAACUUCCCUUUGGACCGAGAGUCUGUUGACCGCUACCUGCUCAAGGUGCGUGCCAUGGACAGCGGCGUGCCUCCCCGCUACAGAGAUGUCCCUCUCACCAUCAACAUCCUGGACGUCAAUGACAACACACCCGUCAUCGAGAGCCAGGGGGGCUACAAUGUCACCAUCAGCGAGAAUGUGGGAGGUGGUACGUCUGUCCUGCGCGUGUUGGCCACGGACCGUGACAUUGGGCCCAACGCCAUGCUCUUCUACUACAUCACCUCGGGUAACAAGGACCUCACCUUCCGUAUGGACCGCAUGACCGGCGAGAUGGUGACCCGACCAUCCCCACCUGACCGCGAGCGCCAGCAGGAAUACCGGCUGAGCAUGAUGGUAGAGGACGACGGCACGCCGUCACUAUCGUCAUCGACCACCAUCUACGUGCGUAUAGUGGAUGAGAAUGACAACGUGCCAAAGUUUCCAGAGGAAGAGUAUGUGACGGUGCUGAGCGAGGGGCCCGACACCGUGGGUGCCACUAUCGCCACGUUAACCGCCAUCGACCCAGACGAGGGCCUCAAUGGCACCCUGCGAUAUGCCAUCGUCCACGGAAACCUGGCCACCACCUUCCACAUCAAUCACACUACCGGAAAGAUUGUUGCAGUGAAGGAGCUGGACUUUGAGAUCAGCAAUGGGCACUACGCACUUGUCGUGACAGCAACGGACCAGUGCCCCAUCCAGGCCCUCCGCCUGACUUCCAGCACCACGGUGUUGGUGAAUGUCCUGGAUGUGAACGAUGUGACCCCCACCUUCCCCAAGGCCUAUGAGGGGCCCUUUGAGAUAACAGAGGGCCAGCCGGGGCCCCGGGUCUGGACCGUCAAGGCCACCGACCAGGACUCUGGACUCAACGGCAAAGUGGAGUACAGCAUCACUGCCGGAGACCCUCAGAAUGAGUUUGUGGUAUCUCCAGUGGAGGGAGAGCUGCGUGUGAGGAGAGAUGUGGAGCUGGACAGAGAGACCACACCCUUCUACAACAUCACUGUCAUGGCCAAAGACCUGGGCAACCCACCACGCAGCAGCAUGGUGGUGGUGGGUGUCCAUGUGCUGGACAUCAAUGACAACGACCCCAUUCUGUUCAACCUGCCCCACAACACCAGUGUGAGAGAGGGGGCGUUCAUCCACACUUCGGUUACCACGGUCCAAGCACGGGACGUGGACAGUGGACGCAACGCCCUGCUCACCUACAACAUCACUGCCGGAAACCACGAUGGAGCCUUCUACAUCAAUGACACUACAGGGGUGGUGCAGGUGAACAGGCCUCUGGACAGAGAGAGGGUGGGGGAGUACAGACUGACCAUCACCGUCAAAGACAACCCUGAGAAUCCCCGCAUCGCUCGCCGGGACUCAGACCUGCUGGUGAUCACAGUUCUGGAUGAUAAUGACAACAGGCCCAUAUUCACACAGACCAGCUACCGGGCUGAGAUCACUGAGAACUCCCCCUCAGGCAGUGCUGUGUCAGUGUUGAAUGGGCCAGUGUUGGCUGAGGAUAAAGACAUUGGGCCCAACGCUGUGGUCAGGUACCGUUUGCUGGGAACAAGACUGGACCUCUUCACUGUGGACUCUGAUACAGGUGUGGUGCGUGUGCGACCGAAGGCUCUGUUGGACCGCGAGGCGUUUGUGGAGCCGCGGGUGGAGCUGCUACUGGUGGGGGAGGAUGUGGGGGGGCUCAACAGCAGCGUGCCCCUCACUGUGACUAUCAUGGACCAGAACGACAACCCUCCUGUCUUUAAUCCACCCAGCCUCACUGUGCACCUCCCUGAGAACAGCCCCACUGGUGUGGUGGUGACCCAGCUGUCUGCCAGUGACGCUGAUUCGGGCUCUAACGCCUGGCUACUCUACCGGCUGGAGAGCGGUGCCCAGGACCGCUUCAUAGUUGACUCCCUCUCUGGUGCCGUCCUGGUGGGCAACGCCACCCUCGACCGCGAGGAGCGUGGCUCCUACCGUCUGGUCGUCGUGGCUACCGACCGUGGCACACCCUCAUUGUCGGGCACGGCCACCCUGUCGGUCAUCCUGGAUGACGUCAACGACUCGCGACCGCGUUUCCUGGAACCUGUGACAACUAUUAACAUAAAUGAGUCUACGGCGCCGGGCGUGGUGGUGGCAACGCUCACUGCGAAUGACCCUGACCUACGACCCCGGCUGGAAUAUUACAUAAUCUCUGUGGAGGCGAAGGAUGAUGGGAAUAAACCUGUUGUUGGGCUGCAAGAGUCAUUCGGCAUAGAUUUCCACACGGGCGCUGUGUUUGUGCGUAAACCACUCAACAGAGAGCUGGUGGCCACCUUUGAGAUCCUUGUGUCGGUGCAUGACAACGCCAGUGAUGUCAUCGACAUGUCAGUCAGCGUACCAAAUGCGAGACUGAUAGUGAACGUGCUGGAUGUGAAUGACAACGCCCCGCGGUUCAGACCCUUUGGAGUGGCCAACUUCUCAGAGAAGAUUCUGGAAGGCGCUCAGCCAGGCACCACUCUGCUGUCCGUGUCAGCCGUGGACCCAGACAAAGGCCCUAACGGACAGAUCAUCUACCAGCUGCUACACCUGCCCCGAGGGGACUACCUCAGACUGGAGGACCCCUCAACUGGUAAGAUUGUAGCCAACCGGACGGUGGACUUUGAGCAGGUGCAGUGGCUGAACUUCACAGUGAGAGCCCAGGACCACGGCAGUCCACCCAGAGUGGCAGAGCUUCCUGUCUACCUGCGUAUUGUAGAUGUCAAUGAUAACAACCCCAUCUUUACACAACCCUCUUACCAGAAGCCAGUGUUUGAGGAUGUUGACUUGGGCACGGUCUUAUUGAGAGUCAGUGCCACAGAUGCAGACUCUGGCCUCUUCUCUGUCAUCGAAUACGGCCUAGUAGAUGGAGAGGGCAAGUUUGGCAUCACUCCCUCCACUGGUGACAUCUACAUUCUGUCUCCACUGGACAGAGAGACUAAAGACCACUACACCCUGACGGCCAUCGCUAGGGACAACCCUGGGGGCAGCCCCAACAACCGACGAGAGAACUCUGUUCAGGUCUUGGUGACCGUUCUGGAUGUGAAUGACUUCCGUCCACGGUUCUCCGUGCGGGUCUUUGAGACCAGUGUGUUUGAGAACGAGCCCAGUGGAACGUCUGUGAUCACGCUGACUGCCACUGACUUGGAUGAGGGGCAGAACGGCCUGCUCUCUUACAGCCUGCAGGGCCCGGGGGCAGAUGCCUUCUCUCUGGACGCUGACACAGGCCUGGUGCGUUCUCUCCGUCUGCUGCAGUCCUUUGAGCACUUUAACUUGACAGUGGUGGCUACAGACCAGGGCAGACCACCCCUCUGGGGCACCGCCGUCUUACGCAUCAUCGUCAUAGAUGUCAACGAUAACAGGCCCAUGUUUGUCAGGCCCACCAACGGCACCAUCAUGCAUAUCAUGGAGGAGCAGCCCCCAGGCCUGCUGGUGUAUGAGGUGUUUGCGACAGAUGGGGAUGAGGGGGUGAAUGGAGAGGUGCGCUAUGCCUUCCUCCAGACAGGAGCUGGAAACAGAGACUGGGAGAACUUCCACAUUGAUGCUAUUACAGGAGUCAUCACCACCGCCAUCAAACUGGACCGAGAGAAGCAGGCCCUGCACAGUCUGAUUGUUGUGGCCUAUGACCUGGGUCAGCCCGUGCCUUAUGAGACCACCCAGCCCUUACAGGUGGCGCUGUUGGACAUCGAUGACAACGAGCCUGUCUUCUUUAAGCCCCCGCGAGGCAGCCUGCCGUACCAGACUCUGUCUGUGGCAGAGCACUCUACUCCAGGGACAGUAGUGGGUAACGUGACAGGAGCUGUGGACGCAGAUGAAGGCUCCAACGCUGUAGUCUACUUCUUCAUUGCAGGGGGAGAUACUGAAGGUAACUUUGGCCUGAGCCCAGGGGGCAUACUGAAGGUGAAGAAGGAUCUGGACCGUGAGGACAUCUCAGUGUACUCCAUCAUCGUCAAGGCCUCCAGCCAAAGGAACUGGGCCCUUGCCGGGGGUCAAAGGUCAGCCUGGGGCAGAGCCCUUGACCCCAGCCGUGACCCAACCCUGCAGGAGGUCAGAAUCUACCUGGAGGACAUCAACGACCAGCCACCGCGCUUCACCAAGCUAGAGUACACUACAGGUGUCGCUGCUGAUGCCAAGGUGGGCUCAGAUCUGAUCCGGGUACAGGCUAUAGACAACGAUGUAGGGAACAACAGCCUGGUGCUGUACCAUGUCCUGUCCAUUCGCUACAUUAAACUCCAGUCCAAUGACUCUGAUUACAUAGGAAACGUCUUCAUCAUAGGAGAGAAAGAUGGGAUCAUCCGUACCUUUGACCUGUUCAUGGCUUACGACCCGGGAUACUUUGUGGUGGAGGUGUUGGCACGGGACCUGGCGGGCCACAGUGACAUCGCCAUGGUGGGCAUCUACAUCCUGCGGGACGACCAGCGGGUGAAGAUCGUCAUCAACGAGAUACCCGAGCGUGUACGACAGUUCCAGGAGGAGUUUGUCAACUUGCUGUCCAACAUCACCGGAGCCAUAGUCAACACGGACGAUGUGCAGUUCCACGUGGACAAGAAGGGCAGCGUGAACUUUUCCCAGACAGAUGUGCUCAUACACGUUGUCAACAAGCAGACCAACCGCAUCCUGGACGUGGAAAAGGUGAUUCAGAUGAUUGAUGAGAACAAGGAACAGCUGAGGAACCUGUUCAGGAAUUACAACAUCCUGGAUGUCCAGCCUGCCGUCAGCGGGAGAGCACCUGAUGACCUCACAACGCUACAGAUGGCCAUCAUUAUCCUAGCUGUGUUGCUCUUCUUGGCAGCCAUGUUGUUCAUCUUCAUGAACUGGUACUAUCGCACAGUACACAAGAGGAAGCUGAAAGCCAUUGUAGCAGGAUCCACAGGGAAGCAAGGUCUCAUGGACAUCCUGGAUAUGCCGAACACCAAUAAAUACUCAUUUGAGGGGGCCAACCCUGUGUGGCUAGACCCGUUCUGUCGGAACCUGGAGCUAGCUGCCCAGGCAGAGCACGAAGACGACCUGCCGGAAAACCUCAGUGAGAUCACUGACCUGUGGAACAGCCCUGCUCCCACUCACGGAACAUUUGGCCGCGAGCCUCAGGUCAAGCCUGAGGAUGACCGCUACCUGAGGGCAGCCAUCCAGGAGUAUGACAACAUCUCCAAGCUGGGCCAGAUCAUGAGGGAGGGGCCCAUUAAGGGCUCAUUGCUCAAUGUGGUUCUGGACGACUACCUGAGGCUCAAAAAGCUCUUUGCAGCCAGACUGGUCACCAAGUCGACCAGCCAAGGCGACCAAUCGUCAGUCACAGAGUUGAUCCAGAGUGACCUGGAUGAUGACGAGGAUGAGCGAGUGGGCAUGGGUGGCAGCUGGGGCACGCUGCGCUUCAAACACAAGCUCCCCGUGGAGAUGAGGGGACCCGACGGUGUGCACGUUGUCCACGGCAGCACGGGCACGCUCCUGUCCUCUGACCUCAACAGUCUGCCUGAGGACAACCAGCUGGCCCUGGCGCGCUCCAUGGAGGCGCUUAACGCCACUGACAGUGGGCUGUACGCCGAGCGCAACGCCCGUACCGAGUCGGCCAAGUCCACACCGCUGCACCGCAACAACAAGGACGAUGACACACUGUCCGAGAGCCCGCUGGAGAUCACAGAGUUAUGACUAGCCGAAGCCUCGCUGGUCUGAGAAGAUCCACCACUGAGUGGACUGUCCUCCUGUCCCCCUGCCUCUUCCUCUAUCCUCGCCUCAAAGACUGAGGGCCAGACACUGACCACUGUGACCAGUAUACAGCCAGGGGAGAUUUGGGAAAGCGGGUAGAGGGCCAGGGGUUGGAGGAGGUGGAGUGUGUGCAGUCUGGGAACUUCAAAUGCCAGUGAAGAUCUUUGUGAGCCAUGGAUGGCAUGUGUGAGGGAUUUUUAUUUGGUUUAAUGUCUGAUGGUGGAUCAAAGGCAUAGGCCUAUGUGUCAAUCGAAGACCUGGAACAUAGAAUAGCAAAGCAAACUGAAAGACUACUAAGAUAAAACAUUUUGAUAACUAGGACAUUAUGGCCAGCUUGUCUGGGACACCCUCUCUUGCAGGACCCUAUUUGGUCUCCUACACAUUCAUCUAAGAUCCAGGUGUCCAGCUAACAACAAACAUUUCCACACCUUUAGAGAACGUUCCCUUAGGAGUCUCAUUAGAUCAUUAGCAGGUGGUGUAAAGUACUUAAGUAAAA
Molecule: messenger RNA, 6604 nt
Organism: Coregonus clupeaformis (lake whitefish)
Lineage: Eukaryota; Metazoa; Chordata; Actinopteri; Salmoniformes; Salmonidae
Product: cadherin-23-like
Exons: 35
Coding region: 265-6051 (1928 amino acids)
Biological process (GO): homophilic cell-cell adhesion
Cellular component (GO): catenin complex; plasma membrane
Molecular function (GO): cadherin binding; calcium ion binding
Source: RefSeq, a predicted model, not a curated record